Messenger RNA from Styela clava, 1872 nucleotides. The record is from RefSeq and is a predicted model, not a curated record. Lineage: Eukaryota; Metazoa; Chordata; Ascidiacea; Stolidobranchia; Styelidae.
GAUUUGGUGGUGGAGGAAACCGCCCCAUGGCAGAAGGGGGUCCAGCAAUCCUUUGCACAUCAUUAGCCCCGAGGGAAUCGAAGCCGUGCAAGGUAAUCAGAGGUGCAAGCGUAUCCCUGACUCCUAGCACGAUGCGUCCCACUACCGAGGCUGCUAGGUGCCUGCAUGAUUUACAUCCGCUGAAGAGCGCUGCACUUCUCCCCUGCAAUCUGCAUCCGCUUGCAAGGUUUCCAAUAAUUUUGCCUGAAUAUAUUCAAGUUCUGCUAUUGCUGAUAUUCUGAUAUUGCAAGAUCAUGUUGUCCAAUAAAGCAUCAUGGUUUUCUACAACCGUGAUGCGUGCAGUUGUUGUGAACAAGUUUGGAGGAAGUGAAGUCUUGGAAAUCAAGAGAAAUGUUCCCAUACCAAAGCCAAAAGAGAAUGAAGUCUUAGUAAAGGUUGCUGCCGUGGGUGUGAAUCCAGUCGACGUAUACAUCAGAUCAGGAAAUUAUUCAAAAUUACCAACGCUUCCAUAUAUUCCUGGGAAUGAUGUCUGCGGAACUGUUGUUCAUGUUGGUGGCGAUGUUAAGAAUUAUCAGGAAGGAGAUAGGGUUUGUUCUUUUCGUACAUCCAGUGGUGCUUAUGGAGAAUACACAUCAAUCUGUAGUAAAUAUUUAAUAAAAUUACCUGAAGAUUAUGAUUUUGUCAAAGGAGCUGCAGUUGGUACUCCGUACUUGACAGCUUAUAGAGCGUUGAUUCAAAAAGCAAAUUUCAAACCUGGGCAAACUAUACUUAUUCAUGGUGCAAGUGGAGGGGUUGGAAUGGCUGCAACACAACUAGCCAUUUCUAAAGGAAUGAAUGUCAUAGGUACAGCAGGUACAGAGGAAGGUAUGAAAAUGGUACGAGAAAAUGGUGUUAAAUAUGUUUUUAAUCAUCGAGAAGAGGGAUAUGCGUCAAGUGUUAUGAGUGCUACAGGGGGACAAGGUGUUGAUGGAGUUAUUGAAAUGCUUUCAAAUGUUAAUCUUGCAAGGGAUUUGGAUAUGCUUGCACCAAAGGGAAUGGUUUUAGUUGUUGGAAGUAGAGGCUCUAUUGAAAUAAAUCCUAGAGCUAUGAUGGGAAGAGAGACAAAUAUACAAGGUGUUGCCUUAGGAUCAUCACCAGAUGAGGAUCUGCGAGAAGCGAGUCUUGCUGUUGAGGUUGGUUUGAAACAGGGAUGGCUCAAUCCAGUCAUAGGCCCUAAAUACUCACUCAACGAUGUUCAACAAGCUCACGAGGACAUUAUUCACAACACUGGUUCUAAGGGGAAAAUGGUGUUAAUUAUUUGAACAAUAAUAAAAUUUUCACUAGUACGAACGUUUAAAAUUGAUAUGCAUUUCAUCAAUUCUUCACUUUCGCAGGAUUUUAUCAUUUCUGUAUUUCUUGAGGUGUUUUACAAUGGUGCUGACUUUGUCAACUGUUGGAAGGGCUGAGGCAGCGAUGUUCAAAUUAUAUUUAUAUCUUGGAAUACAUAUGAAAUCAUUCAUACUGUAUAAAUCCUCGAUUUUUUUUUCUCAGCAUUCGGUAUCUAUGGUUCAUAUCAUUAUAUGCCUAGCGGUAUUCAACUUGUAUACUAUGAUCGAGCAACAAUUGAAACCAUAUGUAUCUGAUCAUUUCUGCUCAAAAAAAUUAAUCAUCAAAUAUACAGUAGCUUUUUGGCCUAAUGUUGAACAAACAUUUCGAUAUCCUGCAUUCCAAUUUUUCCUUUCAUUUUGACUUAAAAAAAAAGUCUGAUAAUGAUGUGGUUUUUUUCCAUAUGUGCCAAUAUUUCAUUAAAUGAUUUUUCAUUAGUGUGCAAUUGAUAUUCAUUUUCUGCUGCUCUUUGAAUAAAAAACAAUGAGUCCUAACUCUUCAAGACGA